UACGCCAUGAAUCAUCUGAAUUUGGAGAUUAUCUGCUGGAGUUGCCUACUCCUUUUAAUAGCUACAAAAACCGAAGCGGCUUUGGUUUGGAAAUUGCCAACACCGGAGCAAGUGCACGAGGAUCUGGAAAACUGUCGCCAAGAAUCCCAAGACGAAGAUGCUGUCACCUUAAGAUGUUUGGUGAAAAAACUGGGACUCUGGACAGAUGAGAGUGGCUACAAUGCCAAGCGGAUAGCAAAGAUCUUCGCUGGACACAACCAAAUGGAGGAACUAAUGCUGGUGGUGAAUUACUGCAACCGCAAGGAGGAGCGAAGAGCCCAAUUGGAUGACUGGGCUUACCUUGCCUACAGGUGCGCCACUUCCGGUCAGUUUGGCCAUUGGGUCAAGGGUUUCAUGGGCCGAAAAGAAAUAAAAUAAAUCUUGUUUCAAGAUAAAACUCAAGUGGGGCUUUUUAACAUAUUGUGAUCAAAAAUUAUUAUACUUCAAUUAGUAACCAAGCAGAGCAUUUUCUAAAAUUCUCACAUCAAAAUAUUUUGCCUCGUUCCUAUUCAAGUAUUUAGCUUUUUAGAGUUUUUAAUGAGAGAAUUUGAAAGUGAACCUAUAUGUAAUCUUAAUAAGAACGCCUCGAUCGUUCUUAGGAUUAAUCAGCAUCAACGGAUUCAAAGAUUUUAAAUACAUUUGAAAUACAUUCGAAAUUAAAAAAAAAAUCGCUUUUCGACGAUUAGAUUCUCAACAUAAGAUUCCAUAUUAAGGGUCUAUAAAAUUGUUUCAUUCACAAAUUAAUGGAGAAAUUGGUCAU
Messenger RNA from Drosophila rhopaloa, 799 nucleotides. RefSeq lists its product as uncharacterized. The record is from RefSeq and is a predicted model, not a curated record. NCBI's taxonomy places the organism in Eukaryota, Metazoa, Arthropoda, Insecta, Diptera, Drosophilidae. Gene Ontology annotation, molecular function: odorant binding. The coding region runs from base 7 to 417 and encodes 136 amino acids. The transcript has a single exon.